AGCUUGUCAUUCUAGUCGCUUUCGCUUCUUUGCUCUUUGAUCUUCGCUUUCUUUUCAAUCGUUAUUUCCUACUGGAAAAGAGGUUGUUGGGUUCUGUUUUGCUUCAACUAUUUUUGUUUCAUCUCCUGUCAGAAACUCUAUUCAAGAGGAUUGAUUACCUUGUGUUUUGUUUGAGUAUUUAACAAGAUCGAUGGUUUGAUGGGUACUGACUGAAUUCUUGGGAAUCUUCAUUUUUAGAGAGUAUUAGGGAGCUUGAUUGUGUUGAGUUGCUUUUACUUUAUAUUUACUUUUGUGGGUUUGGAUGCACGUACGAUUAUGGAGCUAGAGGGAGCAAUACCUUCUACAUGUUUAGUCAAAUGUUGUGAUUGUGUCUGUGACUGUUCAUUGAUGAAUAGGUCUUAUUCUAGGCCAUGGAUUCGUACAGUGAAGAGAAAGCUUAGUGAAUUUGAGGAAGAGAACAGGUUUUCCAUUCCAGAUUUCCCUUUUUCACAAAUUGCUCGAGUGGAAGUCGAGAAUGAGUGUGAAGCCUUGCGUGAUAUUAUUAGAGCACAACAAGAAACAAUACAAGAACUUUCUAUUGAAUUGGAGGAGGAGAGAAAUGCUUCAUCAUCUGCUGUGAAUGAAACAAUGUCAAUGAUUUUGAGGUUGCAGAAAGAGAAGUCUGAGAUUCAGAUGGAGGCUCGACAAUUCAAGCGGUUUGCAGAGGAAAAGAUGCAACAUGGCCAGGAUGAGCUAUCGGCAAUGGAUGAACUGUUGUACAAGAGGGAGCAAAGUAUACAAUCUCUCUACUGUGAGAUACAGGCAUAUAAACACAGAUUGAUGAGUUAUGGGCUUGCAGAGUCUGAGCCGGAUGGUGAGAGAGGGGUCAUAAUCCGCAAUGACAGCUUUAUUGAAUUUGGUUCACAAUGUGAUCUUCCCAUUCAUGAUUAUCCACCUCUAAAGUGCAGUCUGAAUGAGAACUUUGUUGGCUUAGCCGCAGACAAUGAUAUGGAUGAUGUUGAGAAAUAUGCAUUUGGUGAGUCUCAAAGUUCUUAUGAUCAUUUGAAGGAUAUAGAGUCGAGGAUCAAUCAGUUAGAAAAUAAUCCUCAAAACAAUAAUUCAGGUGGAGACUUUUCAAUUAACAACAAUGUCUCUGAUAAGGUUAUUCUUCCCCAAUCUCCUAGACUACCUGGACACUUGAGGAGAAUUUCUACAGAGAAAUCAAUUUCAAUUGAUGAAACAGUUAAAGAAAUAGGUUCGGACUAUGCCUCAGAACCUCCAAUGCAUAGUGAUAUGCAAAAGAUGGAAAAUGGAAAGGAAGAAGAGCAUAUUUUUGCAAAGGUGGAAUAUACAACAGAAUAUGUAGAUGAUAUAAAUGAUAGGGUAUACACAAAGUAUCUUGUUAAUCAAGGGAGUACCAAUGAUGGUUCUCUUAAACUUAAGCCCCCUUUAGGAGAUUACCAUGCUGAUCUGAUUACACCAAAGGACCCUUCGAAUCAAACAGAAGCUGGGGAUCCUGAGAUGAAGAAGCUUUGCUUGAGACUUCAAGCACUUGAGGCUGAUAGGGAAUCAAUGAGACAGGCAAUAGUUUCUAUGCGAACUGACAAAGCACAGUUAGUUCUGUUGAAGGAGAUUGCUCAACAUUUGUGUAAAGAUAUGUCCACAGUGAAAAGAGUUCCUGUAAAAAAGGCAUUCCUUUUCAGCACCUUUUCCAUUGUGUCUGUCCUCAAGUGGCUUGCAUCUUUCAUUUUUUGGAGGAGGAAAGCUCAGCGCAGCAAGUACACAUUUGGGUUGACUAACAAUGUUGGCCUAUUGAUGCUUUUGGACAAGGCACCCAAUUUGAGACAAUGGAAAUAUCACUCAAUCACAAGAGAGUGAUUUGUGAAGCUCUGCUAAUUGCAGGACAAUUAAGUUUGGUGAUCUUUCUCCUUGUAGAUUGUGGGUUCGUGCAGGAUUUAUUGGAGGUUUGGGGUAAUUACUGUACAGUCUUGUUUCACCUCAUUUUCUGCUGUUUGAGUACAUCUCUAGAGAAUAUAUGUAGUGUGUUCAAGAAAUGGUAUAAAGUCUAUAGACAUUGUUUUUAUUAAUAGAAUUGUGUUUGUGACAAUUCUAUUAAUACAAUUUUUAACAUUAAGAAUACGGGAUUUAUCAGUUCAUACAUUAGCAUGUUGCUUUCUAGGUUGUUGAAGGUGUCUUUCUCAAGAUUCUUCAAUCUGUAUAUCUUUUGUAUCAUUGUAUAGUAUUAUUGUUGAAGAUUGCAAAAUGUGAAGAGCGUCAUGAUAUCUAACAACUGAAUUUGCAUUUGUAAUGGAUCCGGGCUUGAUUGUAAGUAGUCUGUUUGUUUUUCUAUUAAUUGUAAAUCUCAGUUUGGUUGUUUUGUAGCUUA
Messenger RNA from Impatiens glandulifera, 2365 nucleotides. RefSeq names its product myosin-binding protein 7-like. The transcript is spliced from 4 exons. The coding region runs from base 316 to 1857 and encodes 513 amino acids. Lineage: Eukaryota; Viridiplantae; Streptophyta; Magnoliopsida; Ericales; Balsaminaceae. The record is from RefSeq and is a predicted model, not a curated record.